This is a messenger RNA of Musa acuminata subsp. malaccensis (wild Malaysian banana), 1496 nucleotides long. Lineage: Eukaryota; Viridiplantae; Streptophyta; Magnoliopsida; Zingiberales; Musaceae. The record is from RefSeq and is a predicted model, not a curated record.
CUCUACCGUCGCUUCCAUGCGUGAUUCGUUUCCUAAGGGUGGCAUGCUUCUCUACAUCUGGCCGCCGCCUCCUCUGACACCUCUCUCUCUCUCCCUCCGUCUCCCUUUGCAGAUCCCGACGCGAUUCGCCUCCGCUUCACUACGAUCGGGUAGUUCCCGACGAUCUCGAGAUCGCGGCGAGAUCGUUGCGCUCGCGAGAUCGUCGGAGGGGAGGCGCGUUUUUGUCUUUGGAUUAUGGCAGCAGCUCUCCGAUUCGCGGGGAUAACUCCCUGUGUAGGGUUUCGAAGGGAUCCGUCGACUUCUCUCGCUCUCUCGUCGAGCUUUUCAAGUAAGCUCUGGGUCGAGUUGUCUCCGAAGUCGAUAGGUACAAAGAGGGCGCGUGGUUACCCGAGGAAUAGGAGUUUGAGGGUGAGCUGCGAGAGGGGAGUUUCUGCUUUCUUCGAGGAGGACGAGGCGGAGAGGCAGGGUGCGGACGGAGAUGCCCCGCAGCUGAGCAUCGUGAUGAAGUUUGGUGGGUCGUCGGUGGCGUCGGCUGAGAGGAUGAAAGAGGUUGCUGACCUUAUUCUUAGCUUUCCAGAGGAACGGCCGGUGAUUGUGCUCUCCGCCAUGGGAAAGACAACAAACAAUCUUUUGCUGGCCGGCGAAAAAGCAGUUUGCUGUGGUGUUUCAAAUGUAUCAGAGCUUCAUGAGUUAAGCUUUAUUAAGGAUCUGCAUCUUAAGACAGUCGAUGAGCUUGGGCUUGAUAAGUCUAUCGUCUCUGGUUUGUUGGAUGAGCUAGAGCAACUUCUUAAAGGCAUUGCAAUGAUGAAAGAGCUGACACUUCGUACAAGGGACUAUCUUGUUUCAUUUGGAGAAUGCAUGUCUACAAGAGUCUUUGCAGCAUAUCUAAAUAAAAUUGGUGUAAAGGCACGACAGUAUGAUGCAUUUGAUAUUGGUUUCAUAACAACAGAUGACUUUACAAAUGCGGAUAUCUUGGAAGCAACUUAUCCUGCCAUUGCUAAGAGGUUACACGGCGACUGGAUUAAUAAUCCAGCAAUCCCUAUUGUUACUGGCUUUCUUGGGAAGGGUUGGAAAUCCUGUGCGGUCACUACACUAGGCAGGGGUGGAAGUGAUUUGACUGCAACAACUAUUGGUAAAGCUUUGGGAUUGCGAGAAAUCCAGGUCUGGAAGGAUGUUGAUGGCGUUCUGACAUGCGACCCUAAUAUAUAUCCCAGUGCAAGGCCCGUACCACAUUUGACAUUUGAAGAGGCAGCUGAGCUUGCCUAUUUUGGUGCACAGGUUUUGCAUCCACUAUCAAUGAGACCUGCUCGAGAAGGUGAUAUACCAGUGAGGGUCAAGAAUUCCUACAACCCUCAAGCUCCUGGUACUGUCAUCACUAAGGAAAGAGAUAUGAGCAAGCUCAGGCUGUGCUAACCAGCAUUGUUUUGAAAUCAAAUAUUACCAUGUUGGAUAUAGUGAGCACUCGAAUGCUUGGUCAGUAUGGCUUCUUAGCGAAG